AUGGAACGAGGCAAGAGUUUCACAAAAGUAGAAUCAACUAUGGACAUCAAACUGCAAGACGACGACAUGACAACAGAAAAGCAACUCGAAUCCAUCUCCCCUCAACCCUCGCACUUAUCAAACAAAUUUUCCAUCGAUGACAUCCUAUCCGGCAGCACCGGCACCACAAACCGUUCCAGCAACAACAUCGCCAACUUGCCAACUUCAGCCAUCCUCUUGAGAGCAGCAGCCCGCGCGAAUCGCCUUAAAGAAGAAGGUGGACCUUUCGGCUUUCCAAGGCCUCCCCUCUGUGUCCGGCCUACCCCUGUGGCCUUCCACUCCAGCCCCUUGUAUCCUGCAGCAGCGAGAACAGACGCCCUGACACUGGGUUACCUAGCACCAGCACUGGGGUUGGAGUCCGGCUCCAUAGCACCACCGCACCACACGAAUCCGGGAGAGGUUGGCCAGCAUGCCGGAUCAUCGUUUUCCAAUUACGCAGUGACGUCGGCAGCUUCUGCGCUCGGCAAUUACGGAACGUGGCUUGGCAGACCUCCUUUUUUCACACUAUCAGCCCCUAAACCUUCUGGUAGAAGACCGAGGAAGCCUGGUGUGGAACGGAAACCUCGGCAAGCAUAUAGUGCCAAGCAGUUAGAAAGGCUGGAAGCCGAGUUCAAGGUUGAUAAAUAUCUGAGUGUUAGCAAGCGAAUGGAGUUGUCAGCCGCACUAAACUUAACAGAAGUGCAAAUAAAAACGUGGUUUCAAAACAGAAGGACGAAAUGGAAAAAACAGUUAACAGCUCGAAUGAAAAUUGCUCAGAGACAAGGCUUGUGGCCCGCACACUAUUUGCCAUCGGGACACGCAUUCGGCCCUUUCCUAAGUACCUCAUACUGCCAGUUCACAUCGGCAGCCCUAGGCGACAACUUGGACAUUACUAGGGGUUCUGUCGGUGAAAACGGCAACACACCAACAGACCUAGACGACAACAAAUCCAUGGACGAUAAGUGA
Messenger RNA from Uloborus diversus, 984 nucleotides. Its product is annotated as homeobox protein MSX-2-like. Bases 1 to 984 code for a protein of 327 amino acids. Gene Ontology annotation, molecular function: DNA-binding transcription factor activity, RNA polymerase II-specific; DNA binding. NCBI's taxonomy places the organism in Eukaryota, Metazoa, Arthropoda, Arachnida, Araneae, Uloboridae. The record is from RefSeq and is a predicted model, not a curated record. Gene Ontology annotation, biological process: regulation of DNA-templated transcription. The transcript is spliced from 5 exons.